GAGCGGCGAGGGUAGAGGGAGUUCCUUGUUCCAAUUCUACUCCUUUUUAUUAAGUUCCUGGAUGACAGCAGGAGGAUCAAGAUGUCGGUCAAGAGAUAUUUAACCCCCGAACAGUUAGUGGGGUUUGAAAAUUAUAAGUAUAGUGCUCAAGAUACCAGUCCUCUCAGCAAUUAUGUUAUGCACCCGUUUUGGAACACUGUAGUGAAGAUAUGUCCACGGUGGAUAGCGCCUAAUGUCCUCACAUUUGUGGGUUUCCUGUUUACGGUGGCCAACUUUGUCCUGUUGUCCUUUUACGACUACAGUUACUAUGCAUCUAGCGUUGACAUACCUCCUGGCACUGGCCCAUACCCACCUGUGCCUAAUUGGGUGUGGAUAGUCUGUGCUCUCAAUCACUUUCUGGCACAUACUUUAGAUGGGAUAGAUGGAAAGCAGGCACGAAGGACUGGCACGAGUGGGCCGUUGGGAGAGCUGUUUGACCAUGGCCUGGACUCCUGGACCACGUUCUUCAUCCCGGCCUGCAUCUGGUCCAUUUUCGGCAGGACAGACUAUAGCAUUAGCCCACUCAGGUUCUAUUUCAUUUUGUGGAAUGUACUGUCCUGUUUCUACACCUCUCACUGGGAGAAAUACCUUACCAAGAUACUGUUUCUUCCGUGGGGCUACGAUAUAUCACAGGCGCUAAUCUUCGCCAUAUACUUGGUAACGGGAAUAUGGGGACAGCAAAUAUGGAAGUUCGAGAUAGUACAGGGAAUUUCUUCAGGGGCCAUGUUCGAGUUCAUGAUGUAUGCAGGGUCACUGGGCACCUCACUUCCAAUGUCAUUUUGGAAUGUUUAUAAUCAUUGCCGGCUGAUUGUCUCCCAGAUGAGUAGCACAAGAUGCGAGCUCUUGAAUUGGCUUUUGUUGCCACUUGCUCUAGCUGUGGGGAUUGCAAUCACAUUUCCCACACUGGAGUUGGCAACACUCCUGAUCAUGGGCAGCAUUGCAACCGUUGCACACAUCCACUAUGGUGUCUAUGUGGUUCGUCAGAUGUGCGAUCACUUCCACAUCAAGUGCUUCAGCAUCAAAGACAGGACCGAAUGAUUGCUUGCCAACAGUGCAUAAGGAUUCUGCAGACAGUUGCCCUCUCAGUCAUAGCAUAAGUGGCGAUUAUGUUGAUGGCAACCCAUACUCAUUUGUUCACAAUGUGUGGAGUCGGUGCAUAUCAGAUAAGUCCUCCAAAUGACUUGCAUAUGUGGAAAUAUGGAUACACGAACAAAUACUUCUCUCUCUCUCUCUCUUUUUAUUUUUUUUUUUUUUUUUUUAUUUAUUAUUAUUAUUUUUUUCUUCUUCUUCUUCUUCUUUUUUUGUUUUUAUCAAGGGAUUUUUUUUAUUUUUUGAAUAUAAAGGAAGAGGAGAGGAGAACACAAAGUUCCUCUGGGCUAGUUCAAAGUAUUGGGAUGAAGAUUGAAUGAUUGUGAUAGAAUUCAUUGAGGUACAGACAUGUUGACAAUAUAUCUCACUUUUAUCUAUAAAAGGCAAAAAGAAUGCUCAACUCGUAGAUGAGUAAUAUCAGAUUACACUAACAUAGUUGAGGGAUGGAUGUGUUAUAUCUCAUGACAUCCAUUAAAACUUCAAGAAUAAUGUUCAUGAGAGUAGACUGGUAAAUGCCAGACAUACCUGAUGAAGAAGACAAUAAGUACCUUAGAUAGCAACAAAAAACAAAAAAACUAUUUAUUGUUAUCUCCUUUAUAGAGUAGUACUGCAUAGAGUUCAUGGACUGACGGCAAUGAUUCAACAUCAUUAACAUUAAUUGGCUUGCUUACUAGUAUGCUCUAGUGACAGAUGCUCGAACUCAGCCUCCCUAACACUGCUUUCUCUCCCUCACUCACUCCCAUCCUCCCUUCCAUAACUCCAUACCCUUACCCCUUCCUCCCUUCCCCUCCCUUUCCUUACCAAUCCUUCAUUCCCUCCCAGUUCUCUCAUCACUCCCUCCCACUUGUAACCCCUUUCCACUCUUGUCCUUCCCAUUUCCAUUUUUUCCUCCCUCACAUCCCUCCCAGCUUUUUAUCCUUGGGAACACACCUCUUAUGUAGCCGUAGAAAAGGUAUUCAGGUCACAUAGUACCGGGUGUGAUGAGGGGGAACUCUAUACCUCUCCUCAUCAUGUGUUGCUUUGUGCCUUGAGUUUUGUGUCUUGCAGAUUAUUGGAUGAUUUAAGGUGCAAUACUUCAUGGAUUUAUGGUUAUAGAUGUUCCUUUUUUGACAUGUUGAGAAAAAGAGGGUAAAAAAAAUGAGGUAGUCCAGAUAACAGUGAUGAUUAUUUAUUGAUUCCUUUUAAUUUUUUGUCUUCUUUUUGAGUUCAAUUUUUUCAUUUCAUGUGCUCACAUUUGUAUGUACUAUCCCUGCAUGAUUAUAGCACAGACAUGUAAUCAUACACAUAGACACAGAGUAAACCAAUGCAUUCUGUAUUCUUGCUAAAACUUUCCCCUACAUUAUUUUCUUUUCAAUUUAGCUUUUUUUCAGUAGCCAUUUGAACACAAAUCUAUCUAUGUAUAUCACUCCAUCCAUCCAUAUCUAUAUCUGUCUACCUCCACAUGUCCUUUUUCCUUUCAUCUUUUUAUUUUUUUUAUUUUUUUAUUUAUUAUUAUUUUUUUUUAAAGAUCUGUUUUGAUGUACAAAGUUUCUAUACUUUGACUGUUGACAUGACUCUCAUAGACAUUUUAUUUAUUUGUUAAUUCACAUUUCAACUAAAAAUAAGAUUCUCAUUUUAUAAAACAUGCUCUUUAUUAUAAAGAGGUUAUUUUCACCUUUAUUGCAUUACAGUAGUUUAUUUUAAUGUGGAAUAAUUUAUUAGAUACAAUGUAAUGAUGGAAGUAUUAAUAUUGGUAAUAGUGUGCAGUAUUUAAAGUAGUGCUGUGGAUGCUGAUGGUAUGGAUCAGCAGAUUACAAUAUGAAGCUUUUUUAUUGUAUCUUUUUGUUGAACUGUGUUAACAAUUUUUAUCCAUGCCAUCAUGAAAUGGGAGGUCUUAAUUAGUACAAUCAAUAGGUGUACAUUUUUCAGGUAAAUGUUGCCAAGAUAUUGUUGUUGUUUAUGUUACAGAGUAUAGAGGCAGUUGUUAACUGUGCAGCUCUUGUAAAACAUAAAUGGAUAUCAUACCUUUUUCAACUGAAUGCUGAGACAGUAGGUUUACUAGCCAGAAUUGACAACCAUGACUUUAGUUAAAAUAUGAGAUUACCAGAAACUGUAAGAUUAGGUAUAUAAAUAGCUGUGCAACUUAGGACAACAUUAUUGCAAAUCACCACAUCAGCCACCAAGUAUUAGAGUGGGGGCUGGCUGUCUGGCAUUGACACCAGCUUUGUCUUACACCAAUUGCCUGUUCUUCACUAGCAGCUACUUCAGACUUUGCUAAUUCGCGGACGAUCUUGUGCGAAUCUUUUAUGGUAAUGAUUGGAGAAAAGAUUCAGAUAGCCUCUUUGAGAUUGAUUAGCAGUAAUUAGUCUUGUGUCUACUGCAUUGUUUGCCUGUAUGAUGGUACUGGGUUAAUGGCAUGUACAGGAAUUCACUAUUUACAAUAAACACCCUCACUGGAACUUUACCAAACUGUGUAUUACUAACAUUCCAUGGCCUCCUUUGCAUGCUUUAUGGUGACUGCCUAAUGCUCCUUCUUUCUUUAUAAUGAUUCACUGCUGCUCAGAUCUGUGUGUGUGUGGGGGGAAAUGUGAUAUAAAAUUGGGAGAUCUCUUAUCAGAUGCAUUUUAUGGUGAGUAUGAAAUCUAAAAGCUAGUUGUGAAUAUCAUUAUUUUUCUUAUUGUAGAUGGAAAUUUGGAGAAUAGUUUUUUUAAGACAUGAGAUGAAAAUGUUAAAGAAUGUAAAUAAUCAAAUAUUUAACAUUUGAAAGAUUGGUUAAAUUAUUGUUUACUUUGAAGUUUUAUUGCUCAUCUGUUAACAUACUUUGAUUUUGUUCAACUUUCAUUUUCUUAAUUUAUUUUUAUUGUUGUUAUUUAAUUUAUUUAUUAUAUAUAUAUAUUUUUUGUCUCUCUCUCUUCAGUUUUAACCUCACUAGAUUUAUCACAAUUAUUCAUCGUUGGAAUUAAUUUUUUUUUUUUUUUUUUAUCUUUUUUUAUUCCCAUUUAAGUCACUCUUCACUUAUUAUUAUUAUUAUUAUUAUUGUUAUUAUUGUUAUUAUUAUUAUUAUUGGUUUGUUGUUGCUAGUGUUGUAUGAUGAUCGCAAGAGCAACAGCAUAUCCCUUGCCUUCCUAAGAAGUAUUCGUAGUCUACAUCUGUAUCCUUAAGCAGGUUGUGAAAGAAAGCUCUCCAUCAGGAGGUCCAGAUGAUUCAUAGAAUCCUGGUUUUACAACAGAAGAGGAAGAAAUGUACCAAAAGUUGUGUUCAAGAGUGAUGGAAGAGGGCUCUGCCUAAAAGGCCUGUCCACACAAGUAGGCGUAAUCAAUAGGCACAGCAGUGGGCACCUGUAAAGGUGAUGUCACAGGUGAGAAAACAAUGGGAAACUACUUGUUUACUAAGUAAUUUGCCUGUCACCUCUACCCUUGCCCACUUUUGUGCCCGCUGAUCAUGGCCACUUGUGUGGAUUGACCUUUAGAAUCUGCAGUUUCCUGUGUACUGUUGGGGAUCUGUAUACCUGACCAGAUUUUAUAAGGCUUAGUCACACAGUCACUGUGUGAUCUGAAUAAUUUUGCUCCGUAACUGAAUAUCACAAAGUUGAAGAUAGCAAAAUCAUAUCCUGAAAGCAUGAUUUUCAUUUUAAUCUAGUUUGCUUGUGUAUGAUUUCGUGAAAAAAAAAAUCAUCAUUCUCUCUCAAUCAUUUUUUUCCUUUUGAUUCCCUAUUUUUCAUGUACACAAUUAUUGAUAUUCAAUAUGUAGAAUUGAUAAGUGAGUCAUGAAUAAUAAAAGCUUUUCUCUUUUCAUCAAAGUACAAUUUUGAUAAAUUUGUAGAUUUUAGAUCUUACUUCCUCUUUUUCUUUCUUUCAAGGUAUGCUUUAGUUAUCUUCUCAACUUCAUAUCAAGUGUUUAUUUUGCCUUUUUUUUCUUCUUUGUAAAAAUGUUUGAAUAAUAUUUAUUUUCUGAGAAAUUUCUAGAUGUGAAUAUAUACAUUGACAGACUUCCUGUGAUUUGUUUGAUCAUUUACAGAAUGUGACUGAUAGUAUUGAAACAGAGUAAACCACACAUCACUCUAAAGUAAAUUAUUACAGACCCACUAAACUGUAAACAAUAUUUUGAGUCCACUCUGCACUUACUACUGUGUACUAAAAGUUUCACUACACGUCAUUGCAUUUUGUAGAUUGUUGUACAAGUCAAAGGAAGGGAGAUUUUCAUUAGAAUGGACAUAGAUUGAAGACAGUUUUUUUUUCUGUUAGUGUAUUUGUUCCUAAUGUUUUUGAUUAUACUGUAGUUGCUUAUUUGUAUUAUCAUUAUUACUUAAUUUUUUCCAUGAACUACAAGUGUUAUUAUUAUUUUUAUCAUUAUCUUUUUAUGCUUAUAAUUGGUAUUUUUUUGUGAUUGUUUUGCUUUUAUUGAUAUUACCAUUAUUUUUUGUAUUUUAAUUUAUUAAACAAGAUGGUAACGCUGUUCGGAAAUCUAGAGAUAGCAUGUUAAUUUAGGUAGCUUAUAUUAAGCUUUCUCCUUUUGACACAAUUUUCCUGGAGUUCGUAAUAAUUUUUU
Molecule: messenger RNA, 5655 nt
Organism: Penaeus indicus
Lineage: Eukaryota; Metazoa; Arthropoda; Malacostraca; Decapoda; Penaeidae
Product: ethanolaminephosphotransferase 1-like
Exons: 8
Coding region: 82-1077 (331 amino acids)
Biological process (GO): phosphatidylethanolamine biosynthetic process
Cellular component (GO): Golgi apparatus; endoplasmic reticulum membrane
Molecular function (GO): ethanolaminephosphotransferase activity
Source: RefSeq, a predicted model, not a curated record